CUGUCAUGGCGGAGACGGUGUGGAGCACUGACACCGGGGAGGCUGUGUACCGCUCCCGGGAUCCCGUGCGCAAUUUGCGCCUCCGAGUUCACCUGCAAAGAAUCACAUCAAGCAGUUUCUUCCGUUACCAGCCUGCUGCUCAGCCGGGGAAGGACCUCAUAGACUUGGCCACUUUUAGGCCUCACCCAGCCUCCAGUGGGUGUAUGGUGGCGAUAUGGCCCCUUGGAGAUACGAGGAAGGGCCUGGGGUGGUAAACUCUUAAGCCAGAGUAGACCCAGGUGGACACCACUCAGAUGAAGAUGAAGAGGAAGAGGUAGUGGUUGGAUGGCAGGAGAAGCUCUUUAGCCAGUUAUAGGAACAAAAGGUUGACAUAUUCUCAGGAGAUGUCUGCAUCCUUGUGGCCUUAGUUUGAAGUAGAUCUGUACCAAAACGAAGCAGCCUGUCAGAGCCCCUUGGAUCAUCAGUACCGUCAAGAGAUCCUGAAACUGAAGGAUUCGGGAGACAGAAAGAACCAACGGAUUUUUACCUACACUGACUCUGACAGAUACACCAAUUUGGAGGAGCACUGUCAGAAAAUGACCACCGCAGCCAGUGAGGUGCCAUCAUUCUUGGUCGAGAGAAUGGCAAAUGUCAGGCGGCGACGGCAGGACAGGAGAGGGACACUUGAGCUUCCCAUUCUGUAAUAGGCCUCCACCUGGGUGUGCGCCCCUGUGUCCCUCCUUCAGGCUCUUCAGGGGAUGCCAGGGAAGUGACCCUUCCUGUUGUGGCUCCCAGGGAGGGCAGCAUCCUCAAGUCACGAAUUGUCACCUGGAAACCCUCAGAAGAAUUUGUCAGAAACAAUCAUGUCAUCAAUACCCCUCUUCAGACAAUGUACAUCAUGGCCGACCUGGGGCCAUAUGGAAAGUGGGACCAGCGAUUCUGAACCUUGCUGUUGAUGUCCUGGUUUCUAGGCUCGGCUAUAAGAAGUAUGAACAUGUCCUCUGUACUCUGAAGGUGGACAGCAACGGUGUGAUCACCGUGAAGCCUGACUUCACUGGCCUCAAAGGACCCUACAGAAUUGAGACUGAGGGGGAGAAGCAGGAGCUGUGGAAGUACACAGUCGACAACGUGUCCUCCCUUGCGCAGCCGGAAGAGGAGGAGCGGGAACAGCGUGUGUUCAAGGAUCUUUAUGGUCGGCACAAGGAGUAUCUCAGCAGCCUUGUGGGCACUGACUUUGAGAUGACCGUCCCGGGUGCCCUCCGGCUCUUUGUCAAUGGAGAGGUAGUUUCAGCCCAAGGCUAUGAAUAUGACAAUCUCUACGUCCACUUCUUCGUGGAAUUGCCAACUACUAACUGGUCAAGCCCAGCAUUGCAGCAGCUUUCUGGAAUAACACAGACCUGCACCACCAAAUCCCUGGGAAUGGAUAAGGUAGGUUACUUCUCCUACCCAUUCACGUUUGAGGCCUCCUUCCUCCAUGAGGACGAAUCUGCUGAUGCUCUCCUAGAGUGGCCGGUGCUCUACUGUGAGGUCCUCUCACUGGACUUCUGGCAGAGGUGUCGUGUGGAAGGCUAUGGGGCUGUGGUGCUGCCCACCACCCCAGGCGCUCACACCCUGGCAGUCUCCACGUGGAGGCCCAUGGAGCUCGGCACUGGGGCUGAGCUGAGGAGGUUUUUCAUUGGCAGUUCUCUGGAACUCGAGGACCUCUCCUACGUGCGGAUACCAGGAACCUUCAAGGGGGAGUGUCUGAGCCGCUUUGGGCUCCGCACGGAGACCACGGGGAGUGUCACCUUCCGCUUGCACUGUCUGCAGCAGUCCAGGGCCUUCAUGGAGUCAAGUUCCCUCCGGAAAAGGAUGCGGAGUGUGUUGGACCGUCUGGAAGGAUUCAGCCAGCAGAGUUCCAUUCACAAUGUGCUGGAGGCCUUCCGUCGAGCCCGGCGCCGCAUGCAGGAGGCCCGAGAAAGCCUUCCCCAGGACCUGGUGAGCCCCUCGGGAACCAUGGUCUCCUAGCUCGCUGCAGCCCUGGCCUCUGCAUGAGGACAAGACUGGUGCUGUCUGAGUCCAGCGCCUUCCCGCCUCUUCUUUCUUACUGGAGACCACAGUGACCUGCUGAGAAGCCGAGGUCCUGUGGGACAUGGAAGGAUUUGGGGUUCCCUGGGCUGCUGCUGACGACUAGGAAGAAGAGCCAGCCUCUUCCAGGAUCCCAGUGGACAGCAUUUAUGGCAAUAAAGCAGGAGACCCUGUGGCCCCCAUAUGGCCCCCUCUUCAUAUUUCAGCUACCACUGCAAGUAGACAGUAGCUUCUUGGUUUAAAACCAGUUUGGUAUAAGUCCAUAGGUAGUUCUGCCCCAGACACAGCCUCACUCUCAGUAGGAGCAAUCUGCAGGCACCUCCUGCUUCUUAACCUACCUUCUUUCAAGAAAGAAAAAGCAAGGUGAGAGGGAUACUAAGUUCCCGGCCUGGGAGUCUCAACCUCCUCUUUCCUGGGUAACCUUGUCCUACUGCUUGGGGCUUGUUGCUUUUGAGAUACAACUUGUCCCUAGAGUAAAUGGAGACUGAAGAAGGUGCCCGGUCCUUUCUGAGAGCUGGGUGGUAGCUUUUAUUGUGUUUUUGGUACAUAAAAACUUUUUAUACUGAC
Messenger RNA from Manis javanica (Malayan pangolin), 2613 nucleotides. NCBI's taxonomy places the organism in Eukaryota, Metazoa, Chordata, Mammalia, Pholidota, Manidae. The record is from RefSeq and is a predicted model, not a curated record.